AAAAUUAAGCUUGUUUUGGUUUCCUUCCUCAUUCCAGCCUGGCUCAGCCUCUCCAUGAGCUGGUGGAGAUGCUGGGGCUUUCCAGAGGUGUAAACUCCCAGAUGUUGCAACCUGUGGCAUCCCCCUGCGCUGCCCAGGGCCGGAUUCCUGCGGGCCAGGGAACCUCCCGCAUGUUCAGCGUGGGAGGGCUCCCGCGCCUUCACCCUCUGCCUGCGCCUGCCAUGGCUCCUUUCAUUUUCACUUCGCUCCUCACUGGGUUUUCAGGAACUAUGUGGCUCUGCCCUGGGCACCGGGAGCGAGCCCAGGCGCUGCCUGCAGCAGCAGCCUUGGAAGGGAGCCGGAAGCGCUGUCUGUCUGGGCUGGGCACUGCACACAGCGCCCGCAGCGCCCGAAGCCCAGGCAGCUCUCGGCGUCGUGGCCGUGGUCGCUCCGAUGUCUCAGGAACCUCAGCGCCGGAGCAGCCCUGCUGCCCUGCUCAUCCCCAAGCCCAGGGAAGGGCGAGCGCAGCACGCGGUGUACGUCCUCCUGGCCACCUGCACCGCGGCGCUGUGCCUGGCUGGGGAGCCCCUGUCAGAUGCUGCCCACCGCCUCGCCGCCCACCUGGCAGCCCUGCAGAUUGGGGCCCUGCUCAAGGGCUGCUGCUGCCUGGCAGAGGAGAUCUUCCACCUGCAGUCCAGGUGAGCCACCUCGGGGCCAGUGCGGAGAUAAGGCCACAGAGCACUGCGGGGAAAUCUGCUCCUUGUUUCUGUCCCCACGAGUGCCCCCACAGCUGCUCACCAUCAUCCUCGCUGCUCCCGACUUCCUGUCUUCCUCUUCUCCUCCUGCCCUUUCCUGUGCCUCUGUGGACCUAUCAGUGGUCACUCGCUGGUGUCCCUUUUCCCUGGGGCAGAAAUCACAGCCCCAGCCUUCCUCCACCAUCAGCUUCCGGAGCGCAUGAGGAUUUUGGGGAUCAUCUCCCCGUGGUGUCCAGGCCCACACUGCUCCCCUCCAGGCCCACAAGUGCUGCUGGAGACCCAAGGUCCCUCCUGACCAGGGGCUGCAGGGUGCUGUGCUGCUCCAGGAGGCCUGGCGGGGAGGUGGGAGCACCCCUGGCCGGGCACCCCACAAGUGGGUGUCAGCCCACCUCGCGCCUCCCUCUCCCACCCAGAUACCAUGGCAGCUUCUGGAGGGCACUGAACGCCUGCUUCCCACCACGCUGGCACCUGGCCCUGCUGCUCAUCGGUGGCUCAGCCUACCUGGACCUGCAGCAGGGAGACAGGCUCAGCCCCUACCUUGCCCUGACCUGCCUGUGCCAUCUCCUCACCCUUGCCCUCGGGCUCCAGAAGCCCUCGGCGGCGGAGAUCUCUGAGAUGACUGAGAGGUCCAAGCAGAACGUCGCUCAUGGGCUUGCCUGGUCUUACUAUGUUGGGUACCUGAAAAUCAUUCUGCCACGCAUAAAGGAGUCUAUGGAGGAAAUCAGCAGAGCCAACCCCAAUGUGCAGGCAUGCAGGGAGACCUGGAAGCUCCACAUCUUGAUCCCUCUGAACUGUAACAUCUGGGAUGACCUGGAGAAAGUUGACAGCAAUAUCCAGUACCUGACAGACCUCACAGAAACCACCCUGACCCGAGGUGGCAUCAAAAAAAGGGUCUACAAGCACAGCCUCUACGCAAUCAGGGAUGGGGACAACCAGGCCAGGCACUGUGCAGUGGAGUACGCCAUGCCGCUGCAGACGCUCUAUGCCAUGUCUGAGGACGAUUGUGCUGCCUUCAGCCGGGACGACCGCCUGGAGCAGGCCAAGCUUUUCUACAGGACCUUGGAGGAGAUCCUGAGAGGUGCCAAGGAGUGCACAGGAACCUACCGGCUCAUUGCGUACGAGGAGCCGAGUGAAGCCGAGCCCCACUUCUUGUCCAGAGAGAUCCUCUGGCACCUGCGGCAGCAGCAGCAGGAGGAGUUCACGGUGUACGAGGGGAGCCCCCCGCGCACCCUGGCCACAGCCCUGGGCUCAACAGAUCUCAGCCUCCAGAUCAGUGCCUCCGACCUGCCCCAGCCCCUGCGGAGCGACCACCCCUGAGGUCCCCAUCCUGCGAGCCCACCCGUGCAGCAGGAGCCUCCCGUGGCUGUGA
Oxyura jamaicensis (ruddy duck) is the source of this 2103-nucleotide messenger RNA. RefSeq names its product stimulator of interferon response cGAMP interactor 1 (gene STING1). The transcript has 6 exons. The coding region runs from base 69 to 2051 and encodes 660 amino acids. The record is from RefSeq and is a predicted model, not a curated record. Gene Ontology annotation, cellular component: endoplasmic reticulum membrane; autophagosome. Gene Ontology annotation, molecular function: cyclic-di-GMP binding; 2',3'-cyclic GMP-AMP binding. Lineage: Eukaryota; Metazoa; Chordata; Aves; Anseriformes; Anatidae. Gene Ontology annotation, biological process: reticulophagy; autophagosome assembly; activation of innate immune response.